AUGGAACAUGCUGUAAAAAAAAUAAAAUUAAAUAACAAUGAAAGUAAAAAUAUAUACAUAAACGAUGCAAAUAAUAUGAGUGUUCACAAUAUAUCGAUGAAUGCUAUAUUAUGCUCAUCCCUAAACUUAGACAGCAUUUAUAAACAUUUUUCAAAUUGUGUAUAUAACCCAAGGGAAUUUAAAUGUAUGCGUAUAGACGUACCUGUUAGUUUAAGUACUGUGACAAAAUAUAUUAAUCAUAUUAAAAAUAAAGAAAAAUCACAAACUGAAAAAAAUAAAAAUGAAGUUUGUAUGGCUAUAGAAAACGAUCCAAAUAAACCUCUACCUACCCAACCAAGUAACACCAAUUUUAAUAUCAACAUAGACCCUAAUAAUUAUUACCUUCCUGAAAUAAAAUAUAUCGAUGGUAUAUCUACAUUUGACGAUAAAAAUGAUGAAGAUGAUUAUACUAGUGAAAAACUAGUUAUUAAUGUUUCAAUUUUUUCAAAUGGUAAAAUUAUAUGCACAGGAAAUAAUUCUAUUGAAGCAUGCAAAAUAGCAAUGAAAAAAGUUGAAAAAAAAUUAAAACAAUUAAAUUUUAAAAAUAUUAAACUAAAAAAAAUAGCCAUUACAAAUAUAUUAGCUGUAUAUAAUGUGGGAUUCUCAAUUGUUCUUCCAUUAUUUGCUCAGUAUUAUAAAAGUGUUGACUACGACCCUAACGUCUUUCCUGCCUGCAAAGUGAAAAUUGCCUUGACCAACGAUGAUAAUAAUAACUCAUCUGAAUUUAAUGAACAAAAUGAUAGCUCAUAUGCCUGGUGUACCAAUAGGCCUACAGUUGAGACAAGUAAAAGUAAAGCUGAUGUUGUAUCUGCCAGUAUUUUUUCGACAGGGAAUAUAACUUUAACUGGAGGAAAGAGCUACGAUAAUCUGAAGAGAUGUAUCGACAUAUUGUUACCUUAUCUAAUUAAAAGCAGGUCUCAGCAUUAG
Molecule: messenger RNA, 966 nt
Organism: Plasmodium vinckei vinckei
Lineage: Eukaryota; Apicomplexa; Aconoidasida; Haemosporida; Plasmodiidae
Product: transcription initiation TFIID-like, putative
Exons: 3
Coding region: 1-966 (321 amino acids)
Biological process (GO): DNA-templated transcription initiation
Molecular function (GO): RNA polymerase II general transcription initiation factor activity; DNA binding
Source: RefSeq, a predicted model, not a curated record